Seminavis robusta is the source of this 1692-nucleotide messenger RNA. NCBI's taxonomy places the organism in Eukaryota, Bacillariophyta, Bacillariophyceae, Naviculales, Naviculaceae. The record is from the annotation of a GenBank genome assembly.
AGGUGCCGAAGAAUGUGACGAUGAUGAGAGUGGAGAGCCAUUUAUUCUUUGCUUCUUCGCUUCAUCCGAAGCUUACAAGUUCUUGUAUUAGAGGACACCAACACACCAACUCGUCGAUCGUUGACCAUGAGGCUCUCCCUGGCGGUGGCGGGAAUCUGCAUGGCUGCCACAGAAGUACAGGCAUUCCAAAUUUUCCAUGAAAGACUGUCAAGAGGGCGGACUAUUACUCGCUCGGCGUCGGUCGAAAAGGAAGCUGCCUCGUCUACCCCCGACCUGCCUGACUAUGGCAAGACAUCGGUGGAGGUUGACAAGAUUCGUCUCACCCGUGCCAAGCCGUGGCGUCGAGAGGAUCUCUUUGGUAACACACUGAUCGAUCAAACCAUGGAUGAGCUCCAGAAUGACGCGGAGUUUCAAGAUACCGAACAGCGAUUAAAGAGUGUCGGAGCGGCUCAAAUGAGCAAAGAAGAACGGCUCAAGCGACGACGUGCCUUGGAUGAUUUGGGCAUUCCUAGUUUUGAAGACUUUUUGCAGACGCAGCUUCAAUCAACCGACAAGGUUACCUUGACGCGGAAAAAGGCGCCGACAGUGUUGCAAAUCAAUAUUGGCUUGUAUUGCAAUCAAGCGUGUGCUCAUUGUCACGUGGAGAGUUCCCCCUUGCGUACAGAAGAGCAAAUGGCAAAUGAUGUGGUGCUACAGUGCUUGGAACUAUUAAAGGCGUCUCCUUCCAUUCAAACUUUGGAUAUCACUGGUGGUGCUCCCGAAUUGAAUCAAUCCUUUCGAUAUUUGGUGACCAUGGCACGUGAUUUACGACCCGACUUGGAGAUUAUUGACCGCUGCAACUUGACGGUCUUGCAGGAACCGGGGCAAGACGACCUUGUCGACUUUCUCAAGGAGAACAAUGUUCGCAUCGUAGCUAGUCUUCCCUGUUACAGUGCCGAAAAUGUCAACAAACAACGAGGUAAUGGAGUCUUUGAAAGGAGCAUUGCAGCUCUCUUGGCCCUAAAUGAUGCCGGAUAUGGUCGUCCCGAUUCGGGGUCGCCGCCUUUGGACCUAGUCUACAAUCCACUUGGGGCAUUCCUACCACCCGAACAAGUCAAGUUGGAAGCCAAAUACAAGGAAGAGUUGGAUGAAAACUUUGGCAUUCUCUUUAAUUCACUCUUCACCAUGACCAAUAUGCCCAUCAAACGCUUUGCCGACUUUUUGUAUCGUCGAGGAGAGUUGAAAGAUUACAUGGACUUGCUCCAGCGCAACUUUAACAAGGAUACCAUGAAGUCUCUCAUGUGCUUUGACACGGUGAGUAUUGGAUACGAUGGCAAGAUCUUCGACUGUGACUUUAAUCAACAGUUGGGUUAUGGAGUUGGAGUGGAUGAGAUCCACCAAGGGGGGUUGUCUGUCUUUGAUGUGGAUUCAUUUGAAAGCCUGCAAGAUCAAGCGAUCCGAACAGACAACCAUUGCUUUGGCUGCACCGCCGGAAUGGGAUCCAGCUGACAAGGGACCACAGCAUAGAGAUCUUUUUGGUUUCCGUGCUGUGGAUAGAUCCCGCCCCUGGUACCUUCUUUGUUUGAUGAUGGUCUUUUGCGAAUGACUUUUUGUCAGAAGCAGCAUUCACACGUAGUGCUUCUGACAGUGAUGACAGCAAAUUGAAGUAACAACAUCAGCUUAUUAGUAGGCAAUCCUUCACUUUUUCUUGUC